Tarenaya hassleriana is the source of this 1610-nucleotide messenger RNA. Its product is annotated as putative E3 ubiquitin-protein ligase RING1a. NCBI's taxonomy places the organism in Eukaryota, Viridiplantae, Streptophyta, Magnoliopsida, Brassicales, Cleomaceae. The coding region runs from base 220 to 1557 and encodes 445 amino acids. The transcript is spliced from 10 exons. The record is from RefSeq and is a predicted model, not a curated record.
AAAGACCACGAGCCUCCGAGCUCGACCCUCUCUCUCUCGCACGGAAACAAACCCAGGGAAUGAAGAAAGGUCAAGCGAGAGGCUAAGUAUUCGCACGCGAAUCUCCGUCCGCCAUUGAAGACGAACCUCCAGAACACUCAAAACCCCUUUUUCCCCUUUCUCCUGUUUGGUUUUGUCUCCGAUCUUCUCCUCGAAGAACCGUCGAUAACGACAGAAGCAAUGCCGACCCACCAACGCAAACGUCUCCACGAUGCCGCCGGAGUUGAAGACGGUCCUCUGCGGACGGAAGACGGAGAGAAUCAUGAGGACGAGCCGGAGGAAGAAGAUCGUGAUGAUCACGACGAUGUUGAAGCUGAAGAAUCUGAUCGGAGCUCCUUCUCCAGCGACGGAAAGGAUAAAGAAUUUGUCACGGUAAACUUGUCAGAAGUUCGCAAGGAGGUGCAAUGUCCAAUCUGUCUUGGUAUCAUCCGGAAGACGAGAACUGUGAUGGAAUGCCUACACCGUUUCUGCAGGGAAUGCAUUGACAAAUCCAUGCGUCUCGGAAACAACGAAUGCCCUGCUUGCCGUACCCACUGUGCUAGUCGUCGAUCAUUGAGAGAUGAUAAAAAUUUCGAUAAGCUCAUUGCCUACCUGUAUCCAGAUAUUGACAAGUAUGAGGAGGAGGAGUUAGCUUUCAGUGAGGCGGACAAGGUUCGCAGUAAGGAGAUUCAAACAAAUAUUGCUAAGGCAGUGAAGAGACAAACUGAAGCUGUUGUCAGAAAGAGAUCUUCCAAAAAGACAGCAACUGCAGAUUCGCUUAGGAAAUCCCGACAUAACCUUCGAGAUAGUUCUGUGAGAGGACAGAGAAACCAUCAAACAGAUGUCACAAGCGAUGAUGAUGUUGACGGAGUUAGAGAUUCAUCUUCUGCCGAUGAGCGUUAUACAGAGAUCAGACCCAGAAGAAGCAAAAGGGCUAGAGGAGUUUCCUCGUCCCAACACUCUUCUUCUGCAACUAAUAGCUCAGAUAGAAGCAGUGAUGAAAAUAGCUCUGAAGGCGUCAAAGAAUCCACGGGAAAAGUCAGUAGGCUUUUGGGAACCUCUGAGAGACUCUCGUGGGGCAAAGGUGGGGCCCGAAGUCACACACGCCAUGGGAAUGGGAGCUCGGGAAAUGCCAAGAACGCACAGAACAACAACAACAACCGUGUUGCUAAGUUGGUGGAUUACCUUCAGAACCUGAAAAAGAUCGAUAAAGAGAUGGAUAUCCACAUCAUGCUUGUUUCUAUGGACGAGAAAAAGAUACCGAACUUGCAACAGCCUUACCUUAGUUGCAGACACACUUUAACGGUGAAGUCACUGUGCCGGUACAUUGCCCUUCAAAACGCGGCUCAAGCCGACGAGAUUGAGAUAUAUGUGGUGAAGGAGUUGAGGUCCAGAGCCAUGGAGAUCGACCCGAGCCGAGAUGAGCUGCAGGCCGUGAACAAGGAAGAGAACCUUGGUGGGCUUAAGAUGUAUGACUUCCACCAUGGUUAUGUGGUUCUUGCCUACCAAAAGAAAGGUUCGAACGAGAACGAGACAUGACGAGGCGACAAAAGAGGAAAGGAACAUGUAAGAGAGGAAGCUUUACUUACAUA